CCACAUGUGAAAGUAAUGAGUUGUGUACUUAAGAUAUUCGAGUAACUAUCGGAAAGGACUUUAUUCAACAGUCAACAAAAACUUAAGAUGGAUGCAGUCUCAGGGAAAAAGGCACCCGAGGGAACAGGAUCGGUGUCUGACCACACAUUCUGCCAGACAUGUGCGAACGAUGGCAAGGACAUCCCUCCUGAUGCCUUCUGUACCGUCUGCAAGGAGUUCCUGUGUUCCAACUGUGCCCGAGUACACAGGAACAUGAAGCUUACCAAAAGCCACCCUCUUCAGGACAAGAGUACCAUGCCUUCUUCACUCCAACCAGAGAGUGAGAAUAAGCAUUUUACGGAAACAUGUCAACGCCAUGCCGAAGAGUUCAUAAAAUACUUUUGUCCCAAUCACGAGACACUUCUGUGUGGAGACUGCUUGGCUGAGAAAGAACACAGCUCAUGCACUAUUGAAAGGAUUUCUCAAGUGGCAAAGCGGUACAAGGAGGGCCCAAAAUACAACGGUCUGAAGGCAGCACUUGUCCAGGUGGUCAAUGAUAUCGGCAACCUUUCAGACAACAUACAAGCGAGCAUGAACUAUAUUGAUGAAGAGAGCUUUACAAAUAUCAAUGCGCUUCGAAAGUUCAGGAAUGAAAUCAACCAGUACCUGGAUAAGAGGGAACAAAAGUUACUGGAAGAAAUUGAGCAGAAGAAAAAAAACUCACAAAGCCUGUUGAGUGAACUAAAAUCAAAUUGCCAAGACAUACAAGCUGCCACUGAGAAGCUCAAGGCUGAGCUACAAGCCAAGGAAGUCAACAGUAACCAGUUGUUCAUAUCUGGAACAAGUGCAAUUAAGGAGUUAGUCGGUUUUCAGUCAGCCCUUAAAGACAUCAGAGGUAAAAAAAGUGUGUCAUACUUCAAGUUCACAAGGGACCCCACCACAGAACAGCUGCUGGCUUCAUGCACAGCAAUUGGCAGAGUUGACCAGGUGGCGUCAGAUUUGGCAGACCAGGUGGCGUCAGAUUUGGCAGAUAAGGUGGCGUCAGAUUUGGCAGACCAGGUGGCAUCAGAUUUGGCAGACCAGCAGACAAAACUUCAGGAGCCAGCCUUAAACCAAGGCCGUGCAGACUUAAGACAGUACCAGUUUAGCAAGCUGCCUGGCAUUCCAGUGAAGACGGCAGCAGACGCCAGUUACUGCUUCCUGACCGGUGUGGCCUUUCUGUCCGGAGACAGGCUUCUACUGGCUGACUUUAGCAAUUGCUCAGUAAAGCUUGUGGACACCACUACCAACAAGAUAGUGUCCCAGGUGAAACUUCCGGAUAAGCCGUGGGGCCUGUGUCUCCUGCCCGGGGAAAAGGCAGCCGUCACUCUGCCUCGGGAGAAGAAGAUACAGUUCGUAUCUACUAAGGGAAAUGCCACACUACAGGAUGUUGUUAAAGUAGAUGGACAAUGUUGUGGAAUAGAUUUCUGUGAUGACAACUUGAUAGUGUCCUUCAUCCUCCCAGGCAAGGUUGUGAUGAUGGACAUGACGGGAAAGGUGAAGAAGAGUGUGAACAAAGAGAGCAUUGGAAAACCUUUGUUUCAGUUUCCGUCGUAUCUGACAGUGACAAGAGAGAACCAGAGUACUCCCGCCAUAUAUGUCUCAGACAGGAACACCAACACCAUAACCAAGCUGAGCAUAUCACUGGAGAUGCUCCAGUCCUAUUAA
Molecule: messenger RNA, 1686 nt
Organism: Mya arenaria
Lineage: Eukaryota; Metazoa; Mollusca; Bivalvia; Myida; Myidae
Exons: 3
Coding region: 88-1686 (532 amino acids)
Biological process (GO): positive regulation of DNA-templated transcription
Cellular component (GO): nucleoplasm; chromatin
Molecular function (GO): zinc ion binding; protein binding; ubiquitin-protein transferase activity
Source: RefSeq, a predicted model, not a curated record